AAGAAAGAAAAAAGACAGAAAAAAUAAUUAACUUCUACUUCCCCAACACUAACCCUAACUUGAUCAAAAUCGAUUUUUUCCCCAAAAUUAAACGAACCCCAUACCCCAAACUACGAAUUCACCAUCCGAUUCCUUCAAUGGAGGCUCCGGGCUCAUCGAAGAAGAUGAUAGCGACGCAGGAAGAGAUGGUGGAGGCGAAAGUCCCGCUGGCUUACAGAGACCAGUGCGCCCAUCUGCUCAUCCCCCUCAACAAGUGCCGCCAGGCAGAGCUCUACCUGCCAUGGAAGUGCAGCUCAGAGCGCCACACCUACGAGAAGUGUGAGUACGAGCUCGUCAUGGAGCGGAUGCUCCAGAUGCAGAAGAUCCGCGAGCGCGAGGCCCAGCUGAAGUCGCAGCCCAUUCCGCUCCUCCCCAAAACCGCCAAUGCUUGAUUCGACAUUUUGACCAUGAUCAAUAAUCAUUUUGAGGAAGAAGCUGGAAGUAUUGACAGUGCCAGAAUGUGGUGUGAGUUUUAUCAGAACUCUUCCCUGUUGUACAAUUUAUAACUUUGGUUUACUCAUGGUACAUCAAUUUGUAAUAAACCGCGCACCCGCUUGUGUUCCAUGUUUACUUAUUUUUCGAUGAUGGUGAUGCAUAAUGUUUGGGGAUUUGUUUCUUA
Messenger RNA from Salvia splendens (bonfire salvia), 658 nucleotides. RefSeq names its product NADH dehydrogenase [ubiquinone] 1 beta subcomplex subunit 7. The record is from RefSeq and is a predicted model, not a curated record. Gene Ontology annotation, cellular component: respiratory chain complex I; mitochondrion. Bases 138 to 431 code for a protein of 97 amino acids. The transcript has 2 exons. Lineage: Eukaryota; Viridiplantae; Streptophyta; Magnoliopsida; Lamiales; Lamiaceae.